UGGCAUGCAUCUAAACUUUUUAAAAUUUUUUGCCCCACCAAGAUUUACAUGCUAAAAUCGUCACUGGGUACAAUGGUAGUACCAUCAUACUUCAAAGCUAAAACCAUGGUACAUUUCCAUGACUCAGACUAUACCAUGGUAUAAGUGAAAGUAUCAUAGUAGUACCAUGGUAUGAAUGAAAGUACCACAAGUAGUACCAUGGUACAUUGUAAGGGUCAUGUUCUUCUUCUUCUUUAAAGUUGUAUGGCAGACUACACCUGUUGGUGUAUCGCCGCCACCUACCGUACCGGGUAUUGAAACAAAACAUAUUCUAUUUCGGGAAGGGGGCACGACAUAAUACAAAAAUAAAUUAAACAACCGUCCCACUCAUUCAGUCACAGUUUAAAUCACAUCCCGACACAGGCUCAGGUGCCGACAAGAUUCCUUGUAAUGCCUCUGCAGAAAAACCUCUUAGCCCCCCAAAAACGCUCAUCAGCAGUCACAAUGUACAGGAUCUGCUCGCUUGUGCGCAGACUCCUUUCUCUGUUUCCUGUCCUGUCUCAUGUGCUGCGUUCUGCGCAUGGCAUGUGUGAGUAAAGCAGAAUCGCUCACAAACUAGGUCACACACUUCACAGCACAGCGGCAAAUACAAUUUAUCCAAAGAUGUUGAUGUCAUGUCUCCGAAAAGCCUGGCAUCCGACAACUUUAUUCUACUCGAUCUUCAAGUUAUAUGCCAACAGAGAUUAACCAUUCAACCAUAAAAGCACGUGAUUAUGAGACAUGUAAACAAGCACAGCUAAAUCGACUAUCAAGAAGGAAGGUAUAGAGCCCCAGAUGUCCUGAGAAGAACAUCAUCAUGACUGAAGAUAAGAGGAGCAGAGCAGGAUCUCAGCCUCAUGAAACCCAGCGUGGGACAGUCUGAGACAGAGUUACAGCCUCUAUGCUUCUGCAUGUGGACAAUAUGCUAUCACUGGGUUAUCAUAUGUGUCAGGCUAAGACUGAGCCUACUGUUGACACAACCUGUGCUUCCCCUACUGACAACAACACAGUCACAACCAGGCUCAAAAACACUGACCUCAACACAGAGAACUCCAUCACUGACACACACUCCAAUCCUAAUUCUGACACAGACAAUAUGGCUGUUCCUGGUUCAGAUAUGAUAGUUACCAAAGAGACUGAUCCCAGUGCAGUCAAGAGUCAGCUGACCAGACAGGAGGGUGAGGAGUCAUGCCAGCCUUCUAGUAUGCCACUGGGCUGGGUGAGAGUGGUGAGGCAGAGGAAAAGUGGGAAGACUGCAGGAAAAAUUGACAUCUAUAUAACAAGUCCCCAGGGACGGAGGUUCCGGUCCAGGACGUCUCUUCAAGCCUUCCUUCUCAAAGAUGCAGGAGGGGGUCUACAGAUAGAUGACUUUGACUUCACCAUUGCCAAGAGUGGCAGUGUAGCUGUGACCCCACUGCCCAGCCAGGAGAGACAGAGGAAAGGUCUUCAGGAACACACACGUCACACCUCAGAGGCCAAUAUCAAAGAAGACAGGCAGGACACAGAGGAGAAUAUGGAAAAGGAGGGUAGAAUAUUAGGCCUGCCUUCAAAUAACACAAAAAGAGCCUCUUCCGCAAAAUCCUGCAAGCUGAGAACCAGACCCAGAGACAAGGGAACGAUAUCAACUCAGCAGAGGCCUGACAGGCCUCCCUUGGCAAGGGGGAAUCACAGACAGGCAGCUGGGAGAGGCACAGAAAGGGGCCACCCAUCAGACACAGAUGAAGACAUCAAAGAGCCAAACAUACAAGCCUCUGUGAGAAGGGGUGAUGAUGAGACUGAGAGGCAUUUGAAGGUCGUGGCAGUAGUUGAUGAUGUCAUAUUGGAGAAGAGCCCCCAGAGGAGGCCGGGGCUGCUGAGAGAGAAGCUGCUCAGGCUGGCCCCGCCCACUGAGCUACAAGACGCUCUCGUUGGUCGAGGAGAGCAGCUUCCUGUGUCACUGUUACUUGUCCCAGUCCUUAGGGUGCAGUCUGCUUCUGAGAGCGAGGGGAAGGCUGAGUCUGAAGGUGUGGGAGUGGGGGAGACUGAGGGAGUGGAGGAUAUAGAGGCAGAGGUGCAUGAAGAAGAGCUGCCAUCAUCUCCCCAGACCACUGGAGGGCGAUGUACACCAUUAAAAGAUUCCCAGAGCAAACUGUUAGGAGAGAAACGGAAGACCAGUCCUUAUUUCAGUCGAAAGUCAUUGAGAGAUGGUCUGAGCCCCCCCAGGAGGAAUGCCUUCAGGAAGUGGACCCCUCCUCGCUCCCCCUUCCACCUGGUGCAGGAGACUCUUUUCCACGACCCCUGGAAACUCCUGGUAGCCACCGUGUUCCUCAACAAGACCAGCGGUAAGAUGGCCAUCCCGGUGUUGUGGCAGUUCUUUGAGCUUUACCCAUCAGCGGACGAGACCAGGAGGGCAGAGUGGAAGCCCCUGUCUGUGCUGCUGAGGCCUCUGGGCCUGUAUGAACUCCGAGCCAAAAUCAUCAUCAGGUUCUCUGAUGAAUACCUGAACAAGCAGUGGCGCUACCCUAUAGAGCUGCAUGGGAUUGGGAAGUACGGCAAUGACUCCUACAGGAUCUUCUGUGUAGAGGAGUGGAGACAGGUUGAACCCCAUGACCACAUGCUGAACAAGUACCAUGCUUGGCUGUGGGAGAACCAUGAGAGGUUGGGAAUCUGAAUGAUGAGGAACUGCAAUGUCACAUUUUAACACAACAUAUUUUAUCAGUGGAAGAAUGUUCUAGUUCUUAAAUCAUAAGGCUUAUAACCUGAUAUCUCAGUAUCUCUCUUGGAAAUGAUCCAAAGACUAUGUACUGAUCCCUGCUCCUCUCAAGACUAAGUAGUAACAUUCCAUUGUCUGAACAGUCAAAAAACAAUUGUUACUCAACAUGAUUGUAU
Molecule: messenger RNA, 2886 nt
Organism: Coregonus clupeaformis (lake whitefish)
Lineage: Eukaryota; Metazoa; Chordata; Actinopteri; Salmoniformes; Salmonidae
Gene: mbd4
Product: methyl-CpG binding domain protein 4
Exons: 8
Coding region: 920-2668 (582 amino acids)
Biological process (GO): DNA repair
Cellular component (GO): nucleus
Molecular function (GO): DNA binding; pyrimidine-specific mismatch base pair DNA N-glycosylase activity
Source: RefSeq, a predicted model, not a curated record